AACGUAGCGGGUAUGGCAUCCUGUUUUCACAGUAAAUGUGAAAACAGCUGUUGUACGAUAAAAUAAUUGUUUUGAGAAUUUGACUGUUGUUUUGAAAGUUGUCUUCGCAAAAAGGUGGGACAAAUUUCCGGCUAACUACAGACCUACUCUCCGGUUUCAAGAUGGAUCGCGUAAAAAAUGAACGUAGGCCAUCAGUUUUUCCAAAUCGACCAUGGAUGAUGAGUCUUGGAGCAGCUGCUGCUGGUGGAGAAGGAAAUAAGGGGUUAAAAGGCAUUGUGGCAGGUGGAAUCACUGGUGGAAUUGAAAUUUGCAUUACAUUUCCAACUGAGUUUGUCAAAACCCAAUUGCAGCUGGAUGAAAAGGGCGGAAAGCGAAAAUACGAUGGAAUCGCUGAUUGCGUCAAGAAAACAGUUCGCAAUCAUGGAUUCUUCGGGCUUUAUCGUGGACUCUCAGUUCUUCUAUAUGGCUCCAUUCCAAAAUCGGCCGUUAGAUUCGGAGCUUUCGAAGAGUUUAAAAAGCGCAGUGUCGAUGCCAACGGAAAUUUAUCACCUGGUAAACGUCUGCUGUGCGGUUUGGGCGCUGGUGUGGCAGAAGCCAUUUUCGCCGUGACGCCCAUGGAGACAGUUAAGGUCAAAUUCAUCAACGAUCAACGAUCUGCCAAACCCCAGUUCAAAGGUUUCUAUCAUGGUGUAAGAACAAUCAUCAAAAAUGAAGGCAUCCGAGGAACCUACCAAGGUCUGACGGCCACGAUCAUGAAACAAGGGUCCAAUCAAGCCAUCCGCUUCUACGUGAUGGAAACGUGUAAAGACUGGUAUCGUGGUGGUGACUCGAAAAAAACUGUGCCAAAACUCGUAGUGGGUGCUUUUGGUGCCGUCGCUGGAGCUGCGUCCGUUUUUGGCAACACACCGAUAGACGUCGUCAAGACCCGCAUGCAGGGUCUAGAAGCUUCCAAGUACAAAAAUACCAUGGAUUGCUUCAUCCAAAUCUGGAAGAAUGAAGGUCCAAGAGCUUUCUACAAGGGAACGGUUCCACGAAUGGGCCGCGUCUGCCUGGAUGUAGCAAUCACUUUCAUGAUUUACGACUCAUUCAUGGAUCUUUUCUCAAAAGUGUGGAAGUAAGAAGUAUCCGGUCAACGAGGAAAUGUAACGCACGACUUUGCCUUGAUGUCAUGUUUCCAGAUGUCGUGUUAAGUUUGUAGUUUUGAUGGUUUAGUUUCAAGAACUCGCCGGCUUUUUUUUUUUAUUAUUUUUUAAUUCACAGACUCAGAGAAUUCUUAUGCACAAAAUCAAAGUUUUAGAUUGUUCAUCUACCGGUGAUUUGCUGGAGAUAAUCUUAUUAUUUCUUUUUUUUAGAGAUGUGUUAAUGUUUCUUUGCUUUUCUCAAACAAGGUUGUGGGGAUACCAAAUAGGGGGGUUUUAUUCCAGAAAAUGUGUGAAUUAUUCUACUCUUUCAUUCUGUACGAGCAUUCCGAAAGCCCGGUCAUCAGUGUCUGCAAUGUUUUGUUUACCAUUAUGAUGUUGGAUGUUACACAAAUUGUUCUGCGCACACAUCAUAAUAAUAUCGCACAGCCGUCCCCUUUUGGAAUUGCGACUAAAUGUUGAACAUUUAUAUACACUGUAUUAUUGCCGCGACGCUACAAUACAGCAAUGAAAAUCGA
Messenger RNA from Daphnia pulicaria, 1657 nucleotides. RefSeq names its product putative tricarboxylate transport protein, mitochondrial. Bases 162 to 1118 code for a protein of 318 amino acids. The transcript is spliced from 7 exons. Gene Ontology annotation, biological process: mitochondrial citrate transmembrane transport. NCBI's taxonomy places the organism in Eukaryota, Metazoa, Arthropoda, Branchiopoda, Diplostraca, Daphniidae. The record is from RefSeq and is a predicted model, not a curated record.